Dama dama (fallow deer) is the source of this 2690-nucleotide messenger RNA. It is a transcript of the gene KCNC2, whose product is annotated as potassium voltage-gated channel subfamily C member 2. Lineage: Eukaryota; Metazoa; Chordata; Mammalia; Artiodactyla; Cervidae. Gene Ontology annotation, biological process: protein homooligomerization; potassium ion transmembrane transport. The transcript has 6 exons. The record is from RefSeq and is a predicted model, not a curated record. Bases 182 to 1996 code for a protein of 604 amino acids. Gene Ontology annotation, cellular component: neuronal cell body membrane; dendrite membrane; voltage-gated potassium channel complex. Gene Ontology annotation, molecular function: delayed rectifier potassium channel activity; protein binding.
CCGGGGCAGCGGCCCAACCACCUGCACCCGGAAGACGCCAACAAGUAGUUUCUCGCUGGCGCGGGGCGGCUGGGCUGGGCGUCGGGACUCAGUCGGGCUGCCCCGAGCCCCUCGUCCGCUCGGACGCCGGAGCAGCAGCACUUUCCUCUCGGUCUCCUUAAGUCAUGUCUGAGGCACAGAGAUGGGCAAGAUCGAGAGCAACGAGAGGGUGAUCCUCAAUGUCGGGGGCACCCGGCACGAAACCUACCGCAGCACCCUCAAGACCCUGCCCGGGACGCGCCUGGCCCUGCUCGCCGCCUCCGAGCCCCAGGGCGACCCGCUGCAGCCGCCGCCCCCUGCGCGCUCGCCGCCGCCGCGGCCGCCCCCGCGGUCCCCCGGGCCGGGCGGCUGCCUGGAGGGCGGCGCGCGCAACUGCAGCGCCCGCGGCGGCGACCACCCCGCCGGGGGCGGCCGCGAGUUCUUCUUCGACCGGCACCCGGGCGUCUUCGCUUACGUGCUCAACUACUACCGCACCGGCAAGCUGCACUGCCCGGCCGACGUGUGCGGGCCGCUCUUCGAGGAGGAGCUGGCCUUCUGGGGCAUCGACGAGACCGACGUGGAGCCCUGCUGCUGGAUGACCUACCGGCAGCACCGCGACGCCGAGGAGGCGCUCGACAUCUUCGAGGCCCCCGACCUCCUCGGCGGCGACCCCGGCGACGACGAGGACCUGGCGGCCAAGAGGCUGGGCAUCGAGGACGCCGCGGGCCUGGGGGGCCCCGACGGCAAGUCUGGCCGCUGGAGGAGGCUGCAGCCCCGCAUGUGGGCUCUCUUCGAGGACCCCUACUCGUCCAGAGCCGCCAGGUUUAUUGCUUUUGCUUCUUUAUUCUUCAUCCUGGUUUCAAUCACAACCUUUUGCCUGGAGACACAUGAAGCUUUCAAUAUUGUUAAAAACAAGACAGAAUCAGUUACCAAUGGCACCAGUGUGGUCCCACAGUAUGAAAUUGAAACAGAUCCUGCCUUGACGUAUGUAGAAGGAGUAUGUGUGGUAUGGUUUACUUUUGAAUUUUUAGUCCGUAUUGUUUUUUCCCCCAAUAAACUUGAAUUCGUCAAAAACCUCUUGAAUAUCAUUGACUUUGUGGCCAUCCUACCCUUCUAUUUAGAGGUGGGACUCAGCGGGCUCUCAUCUAAAGCUGCUAAAGAUGUACUUGGCUUCCUCAGAGUGGUCAGAUUUGUGAGGAUCCUGAGGAUCUUCAAGCUCACCCGCCAUUUUGUAGGUUUGAGGGUGCUUGGACACACUCUUCGAGCGAGCACAAAUGAAUUUCUGCUGCUGAUAAUCUUCCUGGCUCUAGGAGUUUUGAUAUUUGCUACUAUGAUCUACUAUGCGGAGAGAGUGGGCGCCCAGCCCAACGACCCUUCAGCUAGCGAGCACACGCAGUUCAAAAACAUCCCUAUUGGGUUCUGGUGGGCUGUAGUGACCAUGACUACCUUGGGCUAUGGAGAUAUGUACCCCCAGACGUGGUCGGGCAUGCUGGUGGGCGCCCUGUGCGCUCUGGCUGGAGUACUGACCAUAGCCAUGCCGGUGCCUGUCAUUGUCAACAACUUUGGAAUGUACUACUCCUUGGCCAUGGCAAAGCAGAAGCUUCCAAGGAAAAGAAAGAAACACAUCCCUCCUGCUCCUCAGGCAAACUCGCCUACUUUUUGCAAGACGGAAUUAAACAUGGCCUGCAAUAGCAAGCAGGGUGACACGUGUCUGGGCAAAGACAGUCGGCUUCUGGAACAUAACAGAUCAGUGUUAGCAGGUGACGACAGUGCGGGAAGUGAGCCGCCGUUAUCGCCCCCAGAAAGGCUCCCCAUCAGGCGCUCUAGCACCAGAGACAAAAGCAGAAGAGGGGAGACGUGUUUCCUGCUGACGGCAGGUGAUUACACGUGUGCUUCUGAUGGAGGGAUCAGGAAAGAUAACUGCAAAGAGAUUGUCAUUACUGGUUACACGCAAGCUGAGGCCAGAUCUCUUACUUAAUGGCUUGGGGAAGGCACAAAACAUGAGAGAAAGUGUUGUACAGAAUUUAUCAUGGAUUUUUGACUGCUGAAAAAGGGACAGUGGAAUUUAGCCAUACCAAGGACUAUUCUGGAAACAGACUCCUGCUGCUGAAUGUGCCCUGACGUGACCAGGUUGCACUUGGAAGAGAUCCUGGCGUCUUCAUGAAGCAUGAAAAAAGCCUAUGCAAGAACUGUGGCUGGAACUCAUUUGGUGCUCCCCAUAUGAGUGGUCUGCUGAGGACUGGCCGGUGUCCGUGAAACAGCUGUAAAUACCAACAUGUAUGCAUGGGUCAACAGCUUUGGCCAUCUCACAUCGAAGGAAGCCAGAGUCACGAUCAGCAUCUCUGGAGCUUCAAGUAAGGCCCGCACCUCUGUGAAUUACCCCUUGUGGACCUGCAGUAGAUUGUGCUGUGAUCAUAAAAGCAGUGAUAUUGGUGUACUAUAGGUCUGUCUUAAUUUCCUUUAUUUCCCCUUUGUUGGUUAGAUCCACCGACACUAACUGUAUCAUUUAUUUUUAAUAAGCCACUUAUACUAGCUUGUCAUAUUAUGUUGCAAAAUUUUCAGUGCCUAUUUGUCAAAACUGACCUAUUUGGAGUCCCAUAUUUGUUUUAAGUUCUUAAAAGUUAUUUGACUUAAACUCAUUAAUAUUAUUCAUGAUUCAAGUAUUUUGUCAU